AUGGAAGCAUACAUGACACAAAUUAAGUGUCCCACCUAUUAUCCAGAGCUUGUGAAAAAUGCUAGCUGUCAUUUAAAUCGAACAUCCAAAGAUUCUGGAUCAUCAUCAUACUUUGCAGAGUUUGCCUUGUCAGAAGAUGUUAGUGACGUCAAAGGCAUUUACGUAUUUUCCCUAAAACGAGGCGCACACAUAACCAACUACACUGCAAUGGAAUUGGACUACUGCCAGGUCUUAGAUUCUCUACAAACACAGUUUUUACUAAAGAUGAUUGCCGAUGAGCUGCGAAGAGUUUCAAAUUUUCCCCUCCAAUGUCCGUUUAAAAAGAAUAACAGGUAUCACAUUGAUGGUUUUACGAUCAACUCAAAGUUAAUACCCAGCUAUGCGCCAGAAUUGAACUUUAUAUCCGACUGCAAUAUAUUUGUUAAAAAACGCAAAGCCAUUCAAUUAACUAUCCACGGUCGUGUAGUUCGUAGCCGAUCGGGUCGUUAACGAAAUGUUUAUUUUCAAAACAAAGUCCACCGAUACUAAUGGCA
Molecule: messenger RNA, 533 nt
Organism: Drosophila subpulchrella
Lineage: Eukaryota; Metazoa; Arthropoda; Insecta; Diptera; Drosophilidae
Exons: 2
Coding region: 1-489 (162 amino acids)
Source: RefSeq, a predicted model, not a curated record